AUGAAGAUCCCUCUCUUUUUUUCUAUUCUGUUCUUCUUUGGUGUCUUCGUUCCACCAGCUAGAAGUAAAGAGUACUAUCCUGUCUUUAAUUGGUGGAAUGCAUGUAGACAGCUUGGUGGUCAAUGUAAAAACAAAUGUGGUGAUAAAGAAUUUGGGAUGUCGUACUGUGCAAGACCUACAACUCAUUGCUGCUUGAAAGAAUGUGACCCUAUGGAGUAA
Molecule: messenger RNA, 219 nt
Organism: Diceros bicornis minor
Lineage: Eukaryota; Metazoa; Chordata; Mammalia; Perissodactyla; Rhinocerotidae
Gene: DEFB112
Product: defensin beta 112
Exons: 2
Coding region: 1-219 (72 amino acids)
Biological process (GO): innate immune response
Cellular component (GO): extracellular region
Source: RefSeq, a predicted model, not a curated record